Molecule: messenger RNA, 5617 nt
Organism: Oryzias latipes (Japanese medaka)
Lineage: Eukaryota; Metazoa; Chordata; Actinopteri; Beloniformes; Adrianichthyidae
Gene: dusp7
Product: dual specificity phosphatase 7
Biological process (GO): peptidyl-tyrosine dephosphorylation; negative regulation of MAPK cascade
Cellular component (GO): cytoplasm; cytosol
Molecular function (GO): MAP kinase tyrosine phosphatase activity; MAP kinase tyrosine/serine/threonine phosphatase activity; protein tyrosine/threonine phosphatase activity
Source: RefSeq, a predicted model, not a curated record
UCUCCUCACUGACAGGCCAGCAGAGCCUCUUUAAUGCUUCCAGUGGGAAUGACAAACCAGAGGCGCUCCUCGGGCUAUCACGGCGAAUAAUGACAGCAAUCAUGGGCUCAUCCUAAAGGCAUAUUCGGCGGCACUAACGGGACCUGCGGGGACUGGGAGAGCCCGCGGACGCGCAAAAGUGGGCUGAGGGCUCGCCAGGUGAAGCUCGAUGGACUGGAUUGAAUCGUCCUCUGCUGUCGGACUGAGCCAGGGAGCGAAAGAAAGCUCUGCAUGUUCAAGUUUCCUUCUCCGAGCUGAGGGCCAUCGGUGUGUGCGUGUUGGAUGUGCGUGCGCGCCCGUGGAGGCGUGUGUUGGGUGCGCUGCGCCCGCAGGAGCCGCAGCAGCAGGAGCGGCGGGAAGCGAAGUUUAGCGCCGUGAUUUUUGGCUUGUUUUCUGGUCUCCUUUGUGUUGCCCUCAUGUCACAGCGGGGAACGGGCGGAUUAACGUUUCCCCGAUGAAAAUUAAUCAACUAGCCAGCAGCUCCGUGGUCGUGACUAUCAUGAUGAUGUCGAGUAAGAACGUGGAGUGGCUGCAGGACGAGCUGGAGUCCGGGGCCGGCUCGCUGCUGCUGCUGGACUGCAGGGCGCACGAGCUGUACGAGUCCUCGCACAUCGAGUCGGCCAUCAACCUAGCCAUCCCGGGCCUCAUGCUCCGGAGGCUGAAGAAGGGCAACCUCCCCAUCCGCUCCAUCAUCCCCAACAACGAGGACAAGGAGAAAUUCGUCAAGCGGUGCAAGACGGACGUGGUGGUUCUGUAUGACGAGGCGACGUCGGAGCGGCAGGAGUCCGGGCUGGGGAGCUCCGUGAUGGGGCUACUUCUGCAGAAACUGCGGGACGACGGGUGCAAGGCUUUCUAUCUGGAGGGAGGCUUCAGCAAGUUCCAGUCAGAGUACCCUGAACACUGCGAGACCAAUCUGGACUGCUCCUGCCCCAGCAGCUCCCCCCCGGCCUCUGUCCUAGGUUUGGGAGGGCUCCGCAUCAGCUCCGACUGUUCAGACGGCGAGUCGGACCGCGAGCCGGGCAGCGCCACAGAAUCCGAGGGAAGCCCUCUCCCCAGCAACCAGCCGGCGUUCCCUGUCCAAAUCUUGCCGUACCUUUAUCUGGGCUGUGCCAAAGACUCUGCAAACCUGGACGUGCUCAGCAAGUACAACAUCAAGUACAUUCUUAACGUGACGCCCAACCUGCCCAACAUGUUCGAGCAUGAGGGGGAUUUCAAGUACAAACAGAUCCCCAUCUCCGAUCACUGGAGCCAAAACCUGUCACAAUUUUUCCCAGAGGCCAUUUCCUUUAUCGACGAGGCGCGCUCCAAAAAGUGUGGCAUCCUGGUCCACUGUCUAGCAGGAAUCAGCCGCUCGGUCACCGUCACAGUGGCCUACCUGAUGCAGAAGCUCAACCUGUCGCUCAAUGACGCCUACGACUUUGUCAAGAGGAAAAAGUCCAACAUUUCUCCCAACUUUAACUUCAUGGGCCAGCUCCUGGAUUUUGAGCGGACACUGGGCCUCAACAGCCCCUGUGACAACCAUUCCGCCUCUCCGCCACACGACCAGCUCUUCUUCACCACCCCAACCAAUCACAACGUUUUUCAGCUAGACACACUGGAAUCCACAUGAAAGUAAGACUUGACGGUGAGCCCCACUGUGAAGAUGGGCGGAGGGGUCCAGGUGGAGUGGUUACAAGAGGACGGCAUCCAGUUUAAUGGAUGUUUUAUCCUGGUGGGGUCCUUGUCUGGGGGCCUGGCCACAGAGGAGCAUCGGAGCGGCUAGUGGAGUCAUGGCUGCCGCGCUGAAGGAGGUCAAACGGGAGUCUUUUCUGACCCAGAGAUGUGAACGUUUGGUAUACAAAUGUGUUUUCUGUGCUGAUUAAAUCCACGGACAAACCCCCAAUCAGCUUGCCGUAAAGGACAUAAAGGGUGAUGGGGGGGGGGCUUUUUUACUCUACUGAGAAACUGGCCCGCAGCACGACAGACAGCGUCAUACAAAGAUAAAAUCACAGAAAAACCUUCAAUACUCAAUUUAGGAGAUGGCAGCAUCCUCUCUGAUAUUCCAUGUGGAGCUGACAGGAGUCAAUCUGGGGUUUACUGACAGCAAAUGUCCCUCUACUGGACGUAGAGUUUUAAAAACCAAGGAAUUCACAGACACACACACAUCCAUAAAAAGUAUGUAUGUUUUUACUGUGUGUAUGUGUAUGUAUGUAGCAGAAAAUGUAUGAGCAGUCCAUAACAAAUUCAGCAUGUCUAUAUGCAUUUUUUUGGAUAUUUUUAUGUAUGUUUAUGGACAGAUCUAUACCUUAUACAAAUACAAAUGCAUAGAAAUUUUUAUCUUUUUCCAAAAACGAAGUAAUUCAAUCUAAAAUGGCUUAAAAGAUUGUAAAACAGAAGAAAAGGAAAGGGUGCCUCCCCCCCUUUUAUUUUUUUUGUUUGGCUUUUUAAAUGACCUAAUGCAGUUUGCACAGUGGUGUAGCCAUCGACUUGCUGGCACUUGAAUCCAGUGCUGGAAGCAGGCAGAUAAAGAGACAUUCAGAGAGAGUGGAGUGGACAGAGGAGAGGCCAGUCCCAGGCUCUGACAAGUCCUGACAGCUGCACGGGGAGGUGGGUCGGGAGCCGGAACUGGACCAGGGGCAGAGUUUCAGAGUAAACCGUGGGUGAAAACAGGACCCUGAAGUUAUGAAGCAGCUCAGUGGUCGUUCAGUUUGGGGGUUGGGGAGAAUAUGACUCUUCGUAUGCAGCUCCAAGUUCCUCUUUUUCUCCUCAAAUGAAUAUUCAUUGUAAGGAGAAAUACCCGUGUUUCCACCAGCUUUUCAUAAUAUUUUCUUCAUUUCUGUUCAAAACCAAACUUUGGACGUUUCAUCACAACAGCUGUCGCUCCACGAUGUUUGGCCAAACAGAUCUCUGGCAGCUCGGACUUUUGUUCUGUGAAAAGAUCUCAGUGAGGAUGGAAAAAUAGGAACAUUUUCUUUUUUUUUUACAUUUUUAGUUGUAUUUUUUCGGGCACCUUACUUUAACAGACUUGGCCAAAGUUAUACCUCAGGCUCUCACACGCACAUUUGCCAAAAACUACACCAGGACAAGAGACUGUUGUUUGAAUUUGGACUCUGAUGUCAAAGGCUGGGAUUGGCCUCAGUUACAGGCUGGACUUACGAUCUUCAAUAGUUCAUGUCCCCACGCUGCAUUAGAGGGCACUGAAAACGAAAGUUUUGCUUAGUAGGGGUUGCUCUCUUCUUUAAAAAAAAAAAAAAAAAAAAGGAAAAUGAUCCCAUGGGUUGGUUCACUCGUAAGCCUUGGAUACGGUAUAUAAAAGAUAUAUUAUGGAGAGUGAGUUCACAAUUUAUAUAUAAUAAAGUUAAUAUUUAGUGAAUAUAUCUUAUUUUGUAUACCCGAGCAUGCUGUGUUGCUGUAUGCUCUUCUAACAGUAGACAUAACAACGGGGUUGGGUGUUGCUUUAAGCCAAAAAAAAGAGGCCUGUUUUUUUAAAUGUUGUUGCUGCUGAUGUCGGUGGCACACAGCAUGUGAUGGAGGUGUUUUCUGAGGCCACGUCCACAUCACAGCAUUAAAAGAGCAGCUUCGAAGUAGUUGAACAGAAAAAAAAAAAGGUCUGUUUUCACAAUGAAAAAGCCAUAAAUGUGUCCACUUCUACAGACAUGCAGGCACUUCAGGUGUUGUUUGAAUUUACUAUGAUGUAAAUCUACCAGUUGAGUUUGUUGGUAAAUUGAUUUUAGACACCCCAUCCUUCCCAAAAAAUAAAAAAUUCAUUCCAAAAGAAUUGCAUACCAGUCAAUCUUUACACUCCAAGAUUCAUGCACAGAAAUCUCACACUUUUACCUGUAGGCUCAUUUACAGUGGAUAAAGAGUGAAAAGAUAAUUUUUGGUUGUGACAACUUAAAAUCAGCGAAAGAGAAAAUAGUGAUAAAAAAAUAAAAGUCCAAGCAUAGACAUGCAACAGAAAUAAAGCUAAGUGCCAAAAAAAAAGCUCUCUAAAGGAAGGCUGUUUAAAAGAUGAAUAUCUUCGCGGUUCCCACUAAAGCUCAAUGUCAGGCAGAACAGAAGCACCACAAAAAGGCUGCGGCAGCAGUUGUAACAAUAAAACACUACAUUUCUGUUGGGCGGAAAGGUGCACUACACUCAAAACGUGAACAUUUCUUUAGAAUUUUAUUGAUCUUAUGAUCAAAAUUAAUUGAAAAUAUUCCUCCAAGGUUUUUUGCCUUUGAAAAAUAAAACGUAAACGACAAGUGGAUUAGAACUUUAAUAAAGAGCUAAUUCCCAGUGCAGGUGUGAUCGCUCUAAAGCUGAUGUGGACAAGGUCUAAACAGAAACAAAAGCAUGAGUUUUCUGCUGGAAAGGGGUGACACCUCCCUGUUGGUUUAAGCUGGCCUUAUACAGUCUUUCUAACUUGUUUCUAAUGUUGACUGUUCAACACUCUUUGUAUCUUCAGAAAAAGGACGUGUUGAAAAAAAAUAGUUUGGAUAAGAACACAGUAAUAAUAGAUUGCAAACUGUCUUCUUACUGUAACGGGUCACACGAGGUCCUCUUUGUUACUCUGCAAUAUAUUAGGACACCUUUUUUUGCAGUAUUUUGUACAUCCAAGACUUCAGCCUUUUUAAACCUUUUUUGUAUGAUGUCAUCUCUGUACAAGAUCCAGCUUAAUCCUGACCUGCGGACUGGAAUAAGAUUUUACCUUUGGUGUCUAAAAUGUGGGUCCAACGUGAUAGAACCCCCAGCAAACACCCUCGUUUGUGUCACAAGAGCCAAUUAUGCCACCUAGCUUAAAUAAUAACGAGAUAUUUUUCCAUCAUGUUUUGAUAAAAUGCGCUCUAUGCUAUUCCUGUGGCCUUUCAAAAGUAAUAUACUGUAAAUCUCAGUAUAUAUGUGUUAUAAAUUAUAUGCAAAGUUUGUGUCCUAUUACAGUGUCACAAAUGGUAAUUAUACAGCUGUGCUUUAAUGGACUCUUCUCGUCUGGAAUCGUAUUCCACUGAAUCUAAGAUAAAAACACUGAGGACUUGAUCACUCACCGAUAACCGUACAUAUUUCAGGAUGAAGCUUUUUUAUUGGAAAGAAUACAUUUGAUUUGAAGCAGCUUUCUUGUAUUUUUGUGUCUCUAUAACAUUGAAAGAAGAAACAAGUUUUUAUGUCUGUGAUUAUUUUCCAAAUCCCAAGAGCAGAAGUGUCUGCAUCCUUAAACGUGUAGCUACAAUACAUCUCGCUAAGAAUGUGCUUGUGAGGGAGUGGUGUGUCUGAGAGGCAGAAGGUAGAGGUGAUGAUCGGAAAGAAGAAGUGAAUGAAUAAAAAUGUUUUACCUCAGUGAGGAAUAUUUCAGGGAUUUUUUUCUUUUUUUUUUUUGGACAAUGCAUCUUGCAUCGUGUAACAGCUCUGAAGUCACACGGAUCAGCUGUUUUGUAUUGUGCUGUGAAGGGUUUUUAAGAGGACGAUGCAACCUGUCUGUGAAAAAAACCCACAAGGCAUGUUACCUGAGGCAGUUUUACCUUUCUGUCUGCUAAAAGAAAAUCUUAUUGACCCUUAUGUAUUGUACGAUACACAACACCAGACAUGUUUAUACUGCAAAUAAAUAUUUGAUUUUUUUCUUUAA